Fusarium proliferatum ET1 is the source of this 1707-nucleotide messenger RNA. RefSeq lists its product as uncharacterized. NCBI's taxonomy places the organism in Eukaryota, Fungi, Ascomycota, Sordariomycetes, Hypocreales, Nectriaceae. The transcript has a single exon. Bases 1 to 1707 code for a protein of 568 amino acids. The record is from RefSeq and is a predicted model, not a curated record.
AUGUCUAGCACAACUAUCACCAACAACAACUCACCUGAGGUUGCCGAGGAUUUUAACGUCAGUUCUGAUCUACCACUCCAACUGACAUCCUCUUUACGACAAAACACAGCUUCCAUCACACCAUCUGUGUUCACGUCAGCAUCUUCUGUCUCUGAAUCAUCUCAGACAUCUAUUACAACAUCUAAACAAGGAGACACUAACGCAGCAUCUGGAAGCAACACCAUCUUUGGCAUUGUUUUUCCCUCUCCUCCUCCCAACACUCCAGCCGAGAACUGUGGUGGCAUCUCUGUUUCAAGCAAACCAUCACCUAAAUCUAGCUGGACAGGAGAAUAUUCUCAGUCUGAUCCUGGAACUCCUACCACUAACCUGUCUAAGCUUGGCUGGACAGGAGAAUACUCUGAUCCUGGUACCCCCGUCAAUGGGACGUCUAAGCUUGAUUGGACUGGAGAAUACUCUCAAUCUGAUCCUGGUACCCCUAUCACCAGCAUGUCUAAACUUGGUUGGACGGGAGAGUACUCUACCUCUGGUGUCGAGCCUGAAUAUUUGAUGGCAAGACUCAGCACUGUGGCAAACAAGUCAGAGGAUGUGCCUGAUAAAGCUCAGUAUGAAGACGAGGAGAAGUCUUCUGGGGAGAGCUCCGGGACCAAAAGGGAUUCCACUGCUUCCAUUGUCAGAGACAUCAAUUCUGAGGAAGAAGAGGUAGCCAAGUUGGCACGUCAGGCUGUCUGGCGUGUGACUCCCCGCUCAGUUAUGGAAUCUCUUGACAUUAAGCAAGUCAAGUCUGGAGUGGUCACUAUCACCAACUCGGUAGCCCAGCCUCAAUCUGCUGUUCUAUGCAACAUUGAGGAUGAAUCAGUUCCCGAAGCGGAAGAGGCUUUGGUGUCCCCUCUUACUGAGGCAAAGUCCACAAAUGAUGCCGAACUUGUCAACGGAGAAAAGACUGGUACUAUGGGUUGCAUGGCUUCCUGCAUGAGUGCCUUCAAGAUGGGCAGCAGGUCCAAACCCCAGGUACCAGUCAACCAACCCAAGCAUGCCACUCUCUCACCAGGAAAGUCUUGUCUCAAGCCAACUUCUUCUCUGGCUGGCACAGUUCUUGAUAGAACCGAGGAAGACAGUCCUAUUCAGCCUGUUCCAGCACCCAAGACCCCAAAAGGCGCAAAGGUGACUUUCGAUCUAGACGAGGCAGCCGAGGGUGACGAGUCCAAGCCCAGGCCCAGGCCCAAGCGCAAGUCUAGGUCUCAUUUCAACUUCAACAUUGUGCCACAGCUCUUUAGCAAAAAUGGCAAUGAGGACAUACAAGACAGUUCUGAUGAGGAAGAAAUCGAUGAUCCAGAUUCACCAUUUGCAGCACAAGACUUGGAAAUCCAACGCCGUCUUGCAAGAGCUGACGUUCACCGCGACGCAAAUGAACGCACCUCCAUCAUCCGAGGCGCGCUGGACUUUCUCUUGGUUGUCUGUGAUAGAGUCGACACUGUUGCUGCUGAUCGCAUCAGCGACCUCUUGAACAAGACUGGGGAUAGGUGUCUUGGGAGCUAUAUUGGUGAAGAAAAGGAUCAUGUGAAUCCUCAUCAAUAUGCGAAUAAAGUUGAUAAGAGACUGUACCGUUCCAAGGAGACGGCUAUGUCUUAUUCAAGAAGACGACAGCCUCGCAAUAUUAUUCGCCUUGGAACUCCUUUUGCGAGGGACUGGCCGCAAUUCCAUUAUUAA